UCUUUCAUUAUACCAUAUCACUGUUGCACCAUCAGUUCCUACGAGCCUAAUUUGUUGGAUUACGAGCGUGACUGCUUGAAAAUGCCAACUUACAGCAAACAUAUUGAUGAUAUUGAAGUAGCGAUACUGAGCAAGCAGAUUGAUGUAUUUAUCAGUUAUCGUCGAAGUACGGGUAAUCAGCUGGCCAGCCUUAUCAAAGUGUUGCUCCAGCUUAGGGGUUAUAAGGUGUUUAUAGAUGUUGAUAAAUUGUAUGCUGGGAAAUUUGACUCAUCACUGUUGAAAAAUAUCCAGGCAGCGAAGCACUUCAUUCUCGUUUUGACACCAAAUUCACUCGACAGGUUGCUCAACGACCACAACUGUGAGGAUUGGAUACAUAAAGAGGUAUUUUUAGCACUCUGA
Molecule: messenger RNA, 399 nt
Organism: Gongylonema pulchrum
Lineage: Eukaryota; Metazoa; Nematoda; Chromadorea; Rhabditida; Gongylonematidae
Source: the annotation of a GenBank genome assembly